AUGUUACUGGCCGAAUGUCUGGACCUCUCUCGGACUGCAUGGACCCCGAUCCCAACCACCUCGACCCAGCUGCACAGUUCCGAAGCAGCCCUCCACUCUCUGGAGAGCACACCAUGUCGAGACCUGCAAUGUUCGCCAUGGAGAUCAGCGUGCAGCACGACCCGCAGACUGGCGAGCAGCGCAUCCUGUCGGCCAACCGCGUGAGCCCGUUGGACGCGGCGUCCCGAGGCGUCAAAGUCUACGACGACGGCAAGAAGGUGGUCUACGAGGUCGCGUCCUCCGGGGGGGUCUCCACCACCGCUGUUGAGAACGGCUGGAGCUCCGCAAAGGUCGACCGGCUGGUCCAGCAGGCUGCCAGGCCCAUGGUGCGGGGAGGGGACGGUGGAAGGGGUCAGGUGACGGUGACCCCAGCAGCCCGUCAGGCCUACGUUUCCCCUGCAGAUGUGGAUGAUCUGUCCCCGCCCUCCUGUGCCCCACCAUCAGUCCCUUCUAGUCCACCAGCACAGGUCAUCCUCCAGAGGGAGGCCCACCUAGGCAUGAUGCCCCCCACUCCUGCUCCCAUCACAUCCCAGCCCAGYUCCUCGGCCCACCCAAGCAAUGAUCUCUCUUCACAACCCCAAGCCAGCGCKGAGCACCCGCUCACCAUGGUGUUCCUCGGCUACCAGGACGUUGAAGACACGAGCGAGAGCAGGCGGCUGCUCGGCUUCGACGGCGCCGUGAAGGCUGAGGUGGUGCUCAUCGACGAGGACGACGAGAAGUCCCUGCGGGAGAAGACRGUGACCGACAUCUCCCUCGUCGACGGCACCGCGGCCGACCUCGUGUCUGGGCGGCCGGCCACGUCCGAGGCCGUCAGCACGGAACUGUCGUCGGACGGCCGCGAGCCCGACAGCGCGUCGUCGCCCCCCGCCAAUCAGGACGCGAACGCGGCCCCGCCCCCCGGCCUCACCCCCGCCACAGAUUACAUCCAAACUCCAGGUGAUACCAUGCCAUCAGAUGUCUGUGAGGCUMUUGUUCCAAGCAGACAUCCUUACACAUCCAUGAAACCGUGGCGAGCGGCCGAAGAUGUCAGUGACUCUUUACCAAAAGAGCGAGCCCUGAAGAGCGUCAGUUUCCAGGAAUCAGUCAGCUUUAUCUCUGACACGCCUGCAGACAUGGAGCUGGAGAGCCAGCAGAUCCAACAUGGAUGCCUCAGCAGCCCCAGUAACCAAGUACAGACUCCUGACAGUGUGGUGCAGGAGAUUCGCUACCUGGACCAGGUGUUAGACGCAGCCUCAGAGACACCCACCAACGGAAACCCUCCCUCACUGGAGUCCAUUAAACCAAUCAGCAUCAACGGAACCUCUCCAUCUGUGUGCGUGUCGGCCUCCUCUCCUGCCAGUCACCAAUCGGUCUUCAUCGAACAGAGACCCGACACGUUCGUCCACCACCAGGAGGAGUUAUCUGUGAAAACCAACGGGCAYGUGCAGGGAGACGAACCGGGGAGUGGCACGGCCAAGUUUGAGCUGCGAGCUUUUCACGAGGAGAAGCGCCCGGCGAAGCUCUUCACCCCCGGAGAGGAGCAGCAGGUUAGGGUGACGAGAAGACGACCCUCGGAGGAGGUUCAGGAGUUGGAGCGCGAGCGUCAGGAGCUAAUCAGAGACCAGGCCGUAAAGAAGAACCCCGGGAUCGCACAGCGCUGGUGGAACCCUCCACAAGAGGUCCCUUUGGAAGAACAGCUGGACAGAGAGCAGCUCGAGUCUCUCAGGAAAUACCAGGAGAGGAAACAGCAGAAACACAACCACACCUAUGCCUUCACACAGCCCCAGGUGUCAGGUCCGCCCACAAUGGUCUCCUUUGAUCCCGACAUAACCAGGAAGGAGGACAUAGUAGAGGAGCAGAUCGACUUCUCGUCUGCCAGAAAGCAGUUUCUGCAGGCCGAGGCUCCUAAGAAGGAUGUGACUCCUCAGUUAUACUCAGCCAAACCCUUCGCAAAGCCCACGACAAAGAGCAGCACGGGGAGCUGYGACAUCCUUGCAGAAACGGGAGAGGCUCACGUGACUUGGUCUGAUGAAGGUCUCGCGGGAGAAUUUACUUGUGCCCGAGCUGUGAUGACGAUCCUGCGAGAUGAGGAGGAAGGAAAAGGCCGACUUUAUCCAUCUUUUCACCCGGAGGAGUCUGACUCUGGAUUAGAUGAGUUGUCUGUCCGCUCUCAGGACACGACUCUGUUCAGUUUGGAUAAUGUUUCUGACAGCGGUGCUUCUCUACCCCCAACUCCAUUGCCGCUUACCCCGGUGUCGCCUCCCACCCCCCAGCCCACAACUCCAGUCAACGGGCGGACCAACGGCGGUCCGACGGAGGAGGAGCUGGAGUACCACGCUGGGGUUCUCGUCCAAAACGCCAUCCAGAGCGCUCUCGCCGCUCAGAAUGGAGGGGACUCGGACUCGUCUCAGUUGAGCGCCCCCGUGUCCCCGUCUUCACUCUCUACGAGUAGCCCGGUGCCAGUUUCCUCCUCGCCUGUGUCUUCUGCUGGAGCUCCAAGUUUCCAGUCUCCUGUGUCCUCCAGUCCUGCACUGUCCAACCCAUCCCCACAGCCAGACAUGCAGCCACUGGAAAAGGCCGUUUCCCACCAGUUCGAUCAGGUCUCCAGCUCAGCUCACCUUUCACAACUCCAGGCACCUUCUCCUCCGCAAUCUCAGCCCGUUUCGCCCCYACAACGGCCCAGAAACGGAGGCCCCAGGAUCAAAAUCCAGUCCUCAUACACCCGAGCGUUGGCCUCCUCGGCUCCCGCUGCAGCUCCAGCUCCGGUCUCAGCGGCUCCUGUGCCCAGGCCGACCCCGGUCUACCGYCCCCCGUCUCCUCCGAGCCCGGAGAAACCGGAAUUCAGCUACUUCAGCAAAUACUCCGAGGCGGCGGAGCUGCGGAGCACGGCGGUGGCGACUCGAGGCCCCGAAGCGGAGGCGGCCAGCGGCCCGUUCCGCCUGCGCUCCAAAAAGCAGAAAACCCUGUCCAUGAUCGAGGAGGAGAUCCGAGCCGCUCAGCAGAGGGAGGAGGAGCUGAAGAAGCAGAGGGAGACGCAGCCCGCCGCUGCCACCCGACCCAGCAGUACAUCYGUCAACAGUCAGGGUCCUGCGAGGCGAGGAGCGAGGCAGACCAUCUCCCCGGCAGAUAAGAUGAAGAGCAACAGCCUGCCAGCUAAACUCACACUGACUGCACGGACGGCACCAGGAAAGAUUGAGAAAGUUCGCACCGCUCCACCGGUCUCACCCUCACCCUCUGAAGGUGCCCUGUCUGACGCCGGCAGUGAGGACUCUGGAGGAUCGCGACCCAAAAACUUCAUGCAGACACUUCUGGAGGACUAUGAAACACACAAGAUGAAGAGGAAGGAAAAAAUGGAAGACAACAGUUAUGCCCAUUUGUUGCUGGCUAACGAGGUGACCACUGAGGUUCUGGAGGCCACGCGGAUGACCAGGAGGAAAAGCAACAUGGCUCUGAAGUGGGAGGCCGGUAUCUACGCCAAUGAGGAGGGAGAAGAGGAGGAGGAGGAGGAAGAAGAGGAAGAGGAGGAGGAAGAGGAGUGAAUGGAUUUGUUCAUGGACAUUUAGAAGGAAAAAGAGGACAAAGAGGCUGACGGGAAGUGGGAGAAAACGACAAUGAUUUAACCAGUAUUUAUUCUACUAACAGUUUCCUGGUGAGCGCAUGAAAUUCCUCAGGUUUGGGGGGUUUCGGGAGCUGAGGACUGAAGGUGUAACAGUAUGUGAAGUGGCCUGGUCUGUGAGAGUUUGUUGAAGAAUAGAAACACAAGUCAGUGGUGCAGAGGACAUUUUAGAACUGUUUAAAUCUAGAAGGGUCUGAAUAACUUCAUAGGAUUUUUCAUCUAUUUUCACUUUUUAUUACAGAACAGAUCGACUUUCCUGACAAAGUAUUGACGAGUGCUUUUGGCCAUGUGUUCAAAAAUAUCCAAGUGUCAAAAAGAAGAUGCACAAGUGAGUGACUAUAAGAUGUACACGUAUAGAGGCCAAGGGAAAGCACGCCCCACUUUGGGACUUUCUGGGACAUUUUCACCUUUGAUGAUGCUGCAAGAGGACUGCAGUCUUUUUUGAGGAACUGAACCAAAGGCCACCCCUGAGCAAACCUUUUACCCUGUGCUACUUUGUCACACGCAGCCUGCAGAGCAACAACACAUACCACUCUGCUGGAAUGACAAAAUCUGGCAUUCUUUACAGCGUUAAAUCAAAAGUAAAUAGUUAACACCCUUGGAUUGUUAAAUGCUGGUAGGUAAAUCUGCAAAACUAACUUUGCCUUAGAUGCUCGGUAGUUGUUGGUAUAUGAUGUAUUUUAUUUACUACAGUUUCAAUAGACCUUAGAGAGUAAAAACAACCCCAGUAGAUAAAAGGUUUGUCUAUAAUCACUAUUUCUUAUCAUACUGUCCAUAAAGUCAAGAAGGAAAUAUUUGAGGAUGACAGAACUUUUGCGUGUUAAUAAAGGGCUGAGUGAUGGGGUUUAUUCUCUGAAAAAUGACUUUAUUUGCUCACGUGGCUUUGUUUGCUUCUUGAUGUUGCGUCAUGUAAUAUACUGAGGUAGAGUAUGAUGUAUCUGCUCUUUGCUUUGAGGAAAAGGUUUGAUUUAAAGAAAAAAACUUUUUAUACCAAAAACAGAAUGUUAUUUAGAGAAAGGGGGUAAAAACCUGUCCACCUAAGCUUUUAUUUAAGUAGAGAUUGUGUGCAUGGGUUUGCACUCCGUCCCUCACCUGAAACAAGCACACGACAGCAGGAACUGACAGUAAGAGGCUGCGACAACAGAGUCCUGCUUGUUUAGGGGGAUCUAAGUGUUGGACGUUUUUAAACGACAUGUAUUGUAAGUUAUGAUUUUGCGGAAUGAUGUGUUGAUGCUGUUCUUCGACAGGAGCCUGAGCGUGACGAUCAAACAAACAUUAAAACACAUUUUCAUGGCUGCACGAUAUUAUCGGAUAUUGUGAUGCCGUUGCGAUAAAUUGGCAUUUUUCUCUAUUCUCACAAAAAAAAAUCAAAUAGUUUUGGCUGCUAUCAUGUAAAUUGGCUAUUUAAAGCAGUGAGGUUUCAAUCAGGCGUGCACUUUGUGGAUAUUUUUCACACUGUUAUUGUGAUAAAAUUUUCACUAAAUCGUGCAGCCGUGAUUAAUGCACGAAGCUCGGUCUUUAGCUGAGAUUAAAAGUAGCAUUGUGUUGAGAUGGCUCGUUAUUCCAGUUUAACCAGAAAGUGAUACAGUGAUUUUAAGUCUAUUUUAGUCUGUGCAUCGAAGUCUGAGAUUUUUUUUUUGUCUCUGCUAGACUGUUUGAGGAUAAUCAUGUUUCUGUUAACCAAAGGUCAGCUUUGAUCACAUCUGUGUGUCCUGCACAAGUGUCCUUCAGCAAGGCACUGACCUCAGUGACGCACACUGAGGCAAGCUUGCAAGAAAAACAAAUGAAUAAAAAUCCAACGGGACGCUCGUUAACCUUUGACUGUUUUUACUCUUCUAAUAGCAGGGGAGGUGGAAGAGUUUUUGCUGACACAUUAUGUGACUUGGCUGUUUUAUAAUGAGCUCUCUGAAGAAGACAAAGUGCCAGUAAGCACCAGGAGUCAGAGGUAAAAAUCCCCAGGCUGCCUCUGUGUUCACUACUUCAGCUCCAAAACAAGACAAGUGUUAUAUUAUUAUUAUUUUAAAGUAUUUAAAUAAAUCGACUCCUUUUUUUACGAGACUUAAAAGGAAAUAAAAAAGUGAUUUCAACAUAGUUUUACUUGUGUUGAUCUUUAAUUCAAACUGAUGAGCGUGUUUUUUUUUUUUUUUUUUUUUUUUUGGACUGAGCUGCUGCAGCAUAUUGUAAAAUACAGUCCUGACCCCUGCUUAAAACGAACCACAAAUCUAUUUAAAGUUUUCCCACUAUUGCUUUCCGACAAUAUGCACAUGUAGAGGAGUUGCAUUGUGUGAUUUAUUAUUGUUAUUAAUAAUAUGAUGCUUUUUUGUUUGAAUUCGUGGAUAAAGGAUUUUAUUUAUCAUUUUACAUGCUGGUAGCUUGUUUUGGUUUUCCCCCUGCAGAAGCUCCACAGCUUCAGUGUGGGACACCCAGCGUCUAAUGUGUGAUAAUUCAGUUCUAUAAACUAUAACCUGUUUUUUUAUGUUAACCACUUAUAUGCUCAUAUUCUGCUUUUGGUGUUUUAUAGCACAUAUACGGCUCACCAUAUACUCCUACUACAUAUGUCAUGAAUAUUUUCUCAUUAAAAGUAAAACCUGUAAAUGUG
This is a messenger RNA of Austrofundulus limnaeus, 6233 nucleotides long. RefSeq names its product A-kinase anchor protein 2. The record is from RefSeq and is a predicted model, not a curated record. Gene Ontology annotation, cellular component: membrane. Gene Ontology annotation, biological process: regulation of cell shape. Lineage: Eukaryota; Metazoa; Chordata; Actinopteri; Cyprinodontiformes; Rivulidae.